Diachasma alloeum is the source of this 550-nucleotide messenger RNA. RefSeq lists its product as uncharacterized. The record is from RefSeq and is a predicted model, not a curated record. The transcript has 2 exons. The coding region runs from base 79 to 516 and encodes 145 amino acids. NCBI's taxonomy places the organism in Eukaryota, Metazoa, Arthropoda, Insecta, Hymenoptera, Braconidae.
UAUCGUACUCUUGGAGUUUCAAAAAUCUCACAAUACAUAUUUAAUUCAAAUAUCUUGAACAAACCAACAACUGAAUCAAUGGCAUCAGCUCGAGGAGACCUAUCGAAACCCAUGCCCUGGUGCAUUCCCAAGGUCUUCCCACGCGGCGAAUACUACAUAACAUUUCGUCCCUGUUACUGUGGCAAUGAGAUGAUCCUGAUACCGAUUCCGAUGUACCCAGCACCCUCGCCGUGGCCGGCGUGCUACUAUCCACCGACUUCCUGUCUAACUAAAGCUGACUGUCAAUGUCGUGAAUGCGCCCCAAACAUCGAACGUCCUCCCUUCUACCCAGAGGACAUUUACACCGUUAAAUCGGAUACUGUGUUGCCUGAGUAUCCAACUUACCCUGAAGUGCAGCCCGAAGCCACCGCCAAGACGCGUCCACGGAGGCGCCGACGAAGAGUAAAAGCGGAGCUUGAAGAAGUGGAGAAGACAAAUGAGAAGCCUUAUCUGUCCAGUGAGAAUCUCGAUCGAUAACAGCUUUCAUUCGUUUGGAAGUUAUCAUUAAUUG